Messenger RNA from Colletotrichum abscissum, 1314 nucleotides. RefSeq lists its product as uncharacterized. Lineage: Eukaryota; Fungi; Ascomycota; Sordariomycetes; Glomerellales; Glomerellaceae. Bases 1 to 1314 code for a protein of 437 amino acids. The record is from RefSeq and is a predicted model, not a curated record. The transcript has 2 exons.
AUGGCAGAAGCAGUCGGCCUGGCAUCGGGGGUGCUAAGCUUCGCGUUGCUCGCCUUCAAGUCUAGCAUCGCCCUUUACAACACAAUUCAGGGCAUACGGACCCAACCCAAGCGUGUGCGCGAUCUCGCCAACGAGCUUAGUGCCGUGAGCGAAGUGCUGCACUCGCUCACGGAGAUAAUCGGCAACGCGCCCGGGGACGAUCUAUCCGCACUUGAACUGCCUUUGCGGCGAUGCGACGAGGCGUGCAAAGAGUUUGAGCAAGAGCUCUUGCGAUGCUCCUCGCGGUCUGGCGGCGAUCGCGCUAGCUUCCGAGAUUGGGCCAAGCUGCAGUAUAUGGGCGAUGGCAUCGACGAGUUUACACAGCUUCUCGCAGGCUACAAAUCCACUAUCAAUAUAGCCCUCGCUGAUGCGCAACUGCGCCGAUCCGCAACGACCGCCGAGAAUCUCGAAAAGUAUCAAACAAUGAUUAAAACGACGACCGAUGAUCUCGAGGAUCGUCUCGAGAAUAUCGACGCUAAGCUAGCCGCCAUAAUCGAGCACACUGUGGGCGGAAACGAUGCCGACGCACAAGAGCUACACCGGAUCCGUGCGGAAAGAGAAAGCACGCAGAAAUGUCUUGAAAUCUGCGCACAGUUGGCGAACCACAUCAGUAGAGUCCAACAACGACCUUAUGCAGGCGAUGGUGCUCCUACCCACGAGAACUUCUAUCCGGAACAAGUUACCGAUGAGGGGCUCCAAGAUUGCAAGAAUCGUUUGGUUCAGACCGUCGCAGAUUUGGAAAAACAUAUGCAACACUUGAUGGACCGGCUCAUCGCCAAGUCGUCGACGAAGAUGAGCUCGGAGCAUGACGUGGCGCAGCUCGCUAGACUGCGUGAGGAGUGGACGACUGCUCGUCAGUGUCUCGACAUCUGUUCCAAAGCUGAAAGCCACGCGAAGGAGAACAUUAGCAUCAUUGAUAAUUACGCGACCGGAGACGAUACCGUGCAGUUCUUAGUGUCGACAACUGGGAAAACGAUCCAUGGCAAGAACAGAGGGUACGGAUCGAUGACUCGGCAGGUGGGCGGUCACCUCAGCGAUGCCUCGCUCCAGCAGAUGUCACGCGACAUUACCCGAAUCAGCUUGCAGGCGACCGGGACCGAGAGCGUACCUUCGCACGAUGGUGUGUCGCCUACUACAGACAAUCGGCCGGAGCAUGAGUCUAGCGCUCACUUUGGGCACCGUCACGGGCGCGGAGUCAAAUUGUCAGAAACCACUGUGGAUACGAAGUUCUCGACUCUGUUAACUGUGGACGGAAAAUCGGCCAUCGCACGAUAG